AUGGUGCUCGUCGGCACGGCCGUCGUCGGCGUCGGCUUGCCAUUCUACCGGCACCAGAAGCCCACCGGGAGCCCUGUCACGAGAAUCCUUCAGGUUUUCGUGGCAGCGUUUAGGAAAAGGAAGCUACCAGCACUGCUUGAGAAUCUGAUGGAGAUUCGGCCUGGGGUCAGUGAUGGCACAGGCACGAGCGUUGAAGUUAUGGAGAGAACUGCUGGGUUAGAGUUCCUUGACAAGGCUGCCGUGGACGACGGCGACAGACGGGCGUGGUCGGUGCGCACGGUGACGCAGGUGGAGGAGGCCAAGAUCAUCCUCCGCAUGCUGCCCAUCUUCCUCAGCUCCGUCCUCGCCUACGUCCCGUUCUCGCUGCUCCUCUCCCUCACCGUGCAGCAGGGCGGGGCCAUGGACACCCGCCUCGGCGCCCUCCGCAUCCCGCCGGGGAGCCUCUUCGUCGUCCCCAUCGUGUUCCAGGUGCUCAUCCUGGUGGCCUACGACCGCGCCGCCGUGCUGUGGCUGCGCCGCGCGACGGGCUACGCCGGCGGCGUCACGCACCUGCAGCGCGUGGGCGUGGGCUUCCUGUCCAGCGCCGCCGCUCUCGCCACGGCCGCCGCGGUCGAGGGCCGCCGCAGGAGGCGCGCUGCCGUGGCGGGCGCUCCGCCCAUGUCGGCGUUCCUGCUGACGCCGCAGUACCUCGCGAUCGGCGUCAUGGACGUCACCUCCUUCCUCGGCCUGCUCGAGUUCUUCUCCAGCGAGGCGUCGGCGGGCAUCAAGUCCAUCGGCAGCUCCAUCGUCUUCAGGAUGUAA
Messenger RNA from Panicum virgatum (switchgrass), 801 nucleotides. RefSeq names its product protein NRT1/ PTR FAMILY 8.5-like. NCBI's taxonomy places the organism in Eukaryota, Viridiplantae, Streptophyta, Magnoliopsida, Poales, Poaceae. The coding region runs from base 1 to 801 and encodes 266 amino acids. Gene Ontology annotation, cellular component: membrane. The transcript is spliced from 3 exons. Gene Ontology annotation, molecular function: transmembrane transporter activity. Gene Ontology annotation, biological process: transmembrane transport. The record is from RefSeq and is a predicted model, not a curated record.